Molecule: messenger RNA, 2853 nt
Organism: Cutaneotrichosporon cavernicola
Lineage: Eukaryota; Fungi; Basidiomycota; Tremellomycetes; Trichosporonales; Trichosporonaceae
Exons: 8
Coding region: 1-2853 (950 amino acids)
Source: RefSeq, a predicted model, not a curated record
AUGAGCGCCGUCGAGCGCGCCUUGGUCGUCCUCCAAGACGCGAUCCAAGACGAGCGCGACGAGCGAGCCUGCCCUCUCAACACCGACGACCUCAACGCCCGCCUAAACGCCUACAAGUGGGCGCAGGAACGUACCCCCCGCACCCCCGCGUCACCCAUGCCCCGUUCCGCUUCUGGCCGCAGUCGGCACUCUGCACCGCCCCCAGCCCUCGCCUCACCCUUUCGCCAUUCGGCCAUGAGCGUACCACAAACACCCGCAACCCAGGCAUCGGGCCUCCGGCGCGCCGAGACGCUCGGGCCCCACGACAGCAUAAGCGUCGUCAACGUCCCUCGAGGCGGGACGGACAGGGACGGCGAGGAUCGUCCCCGCUCAAGAGCAAUCACUCCCCGUCCCCGCUCUCGAUCCGUGUCGCGCGAGCGGCCCAACGACACCAGCGACACCGGGAGCUCAUACACCAAGUUCGUGGAACGACCCCCAAGCCCCACUACCACGUCCUCCCCAGCCGGCGUCGAGACAUACACCGACGAAGCUGACCACUCUCUGCACGCCCUCCAGUAUCCGUCGAUGAAGGCUCAUCGGGCUGCCCUAAUCGCCGCCCAGAGGGAGAAGGAGGCCCGUGCUGACGAGGAGCAGGAAGACCGCCAAGCUGCCGCCGCCAAGGCUGAACAGGUCCGGGGAGCCCUGCGGCUCGCCGAGACCACUUCCCGUCUCAAGGAGGCCGAAGACGCCCUUCGGACCCUGCAGGCCAAACUCGUGGCUGAGAAGAUCCGGACCGGAGAGGUGGAGAGGCGAGCGGCUGACACGGCGGCAAAGCGCGAGGCAGACAGGCGCGAGCUGGCCGUCGCGGUGUCUAUUCUCCGCCGGGCGAAGGAUGAUAGUCGGCGGGGGGAAGAGGAGCGUCGGAGGCUGCUUCGCGCGUUUGAGGAAACAAAGGGCCGCCUCGUCAAGUACCACGCAGAGAUAAGGGUGCGCGAUGCCCGUAAGGUCGGACACGAGGAGGGCCGCACUGAAGCGUUCGCCGAAGCCGAGCGGUGGAUGGGCCCACACCCGCCCCUGCCUGUUGGACAGCUGACUACCGCUCCCCCCGGAGACCUUACUACCGGGCCCGUUGCACAGCCUACCACCGCUCCCGCUGGACAGCCCACUACCGCUCCCAGAGGAGCCGUGAGCCAGCCGAACGACUUCUCGCUGUCUCCUCUCGGGGUGCGUGUGGACCGGCUGCCGAGUAUGGGGUCGGCCGCGCAGCAGUUCCAGCAGCAGGUGCAAGCGAUUCCGCAGGGACAGCAACAGCCCCAGCCACAGACUCAGACCCAGCGAGCCGCCCCUCCACAGGCUCAGCAACCACAGGCUAACAAGCAGCCUCAACAGCAGCGGCUCCAACAGCUGCAGCCCCAACAGCAGCGGCCCCGACAGUCGCAGCCCCAACCACAGCAGUUCACCCAGCCUCAGCAGUUCACCCAGCCCCAGCAGUUCACCCAGCCCCAGCAGACAGUCCAGCCCAUGCCGCAACUGUCGGCGGCGACGUCCCAGCAACCCCCAGUCGUGCCCAUGGUGACUCCGCUCCCAACGAGCUUGGGUGCGCAGGCAGCGCUCGGUAACUUGGCAACAUCGGUGCCGCUCCAUCUCGGCCCACAAGGGCCUCUGACUACGCAAGGCGCACCCACUCAACGGCGCAUCCCAACCCAGCCAUCGCACACGGGCCAGGCCAUGGCUCCUCAGGUAUACCCCGCUUUCGUCAACGUCCCAGCACCCAGCCUCCCUGCGUCAGUCCUCCAGCCUGUCCCCGUCCCAGUCCCUUCGCAACCGCAGCGCUCCCACCGCUCUGUGGCUUCAUUGGACGGACGCGGCCCGCUAUUCGACUCACGCAUGAGCCAGUACUCGGGGAUGCCCCGCGGGCAGGUGACCGAAAGCUUCAUCGACCGCGUGCAGGGUACACCGGCCCAGCCUGUCACCCGCGCGCCGUCACACACAUCCCGCGUGGCACCAUCAUUCAUAUCUCGCGCCGCACCCACAGUCCGUUCCAACCGCAGCGUUAUGGGAGUUAACAAGCCUCUCCCCGAACUGCGGAACACUCGGGGUGUGAGUCAGCCUACAGAUCUCGCAAGCGCUGCCGUGAUGGGACAUCAAGGUCCACACCGGGACAGCAAGUAUCCAGCAUGGGACGGACCGGACCCGAGCUUCGACAACCCCGAGGUGAUGGCCAUGAAGGCGUUCCAGGAGCGCGCGUCGCUUGUUGCCCGCAGCUACCGCGGUGGGAGCGACGACCUGGCGGCCGCGGCUGCUAUGCCGCUCCCUUCGUCCGAAUCGGACUAUUCGGCAGCCCAGUCCCGCCUUGCGCCCUCGCGGUUGGGCGACGUGAUGAGGGCCGACCUUAGCCGGAUUAGCGAGGAGCCGCCCACGCCUGCUCGCAGCGUCCGGGAAGCGGAACGGACGCCCGCCCGGUCCCCCCGGCCCAUCCCCGCGCUGGGGAUUAGCAUCGGCGGCGCUGCUCCUGAGCUCUCGGACCCAAUGUACCAGCGAGCGCCGUCGAUCACGGUUCAACCGCCUGUACGCCGCACACAUUACCGAACUGACGUCAGUCGAGCACAAGGACGCCCCUCGAAUCGCGCAGACCUAGCGGGGCGCCCACGUGCACGCCCUCUCCUGGCCCGUCGCCAGUUCCACGGAACCGAGUCCCAUCCCGCCCGCGUUCGUAUCGCACAGCUGUUGAGUCGCUUUCGGAGGAGGAUGACCCGCGUCCUCGGUCGAUUCUCAAGAACCGAGGGGAAACGCCGCUCAUCGAUCCAUGUCGCGUUCCGCUACCACCAAGUCGGGCCAACACAUAUGCCCCAAGCGCCAGCACGGCCGGAGUAG